Messenger RNA from Synchiropus splendidus (mandarinfish), 4152 nucleotides. It is a transcript of the gene nr4a1, whose product is annotated as nuclear receptor subfamily 4, group A, member 1. The transcript has 7 exons. The coding region runs from base 138 to 1910 and encodes 590 amino acids. Gene Ontology annotation, cellular component: nucleus; transcription regulator complex. Gene Ontology annotation, molecular function: nuclear glucocorticoid receptor binding; zinc ion binding; nuclear receptor activity. NCBI's taxonomy places the organism in Eukaryota, Metazoa, Chordata, Actinopteri, Syngnathiformes, Callionymidae. The record is from RefSeq and is a predicted model, not a curated record. Gene Ontology annotation, biological process: cellular response to corticotropin-releasing hormone stimulus; regulation of transcription by RNA polymerase II.
CUCAGUGAGUGGCAGGGUGUCAAUGAGUUGGCUGAGUGUUCUCGGUGGAGUGUACGCGCAGCAGAGGUGACAUUCGUCUGCGUCCUGUGGAUUCUAUGCACCUUCAGUGAAGGUCCUUCACAAUAUCCGGAACAGAAAUGUCUUGUGUACAAACCCAGUAUGCCUCCCUGCCUCAUGACACUUCCUUCAGCUCCGAGUUCCUGAAUCCUGACCUCAGUGCCAAGCUGGCGAUGGACAUCGGUGGUCAGAAGGACCAGCUGUCGGCGUCGUCUCUACCCAGCAUUAACACUCUGGUGGGAAAUGGCUACAUCGGGGAGUUUGAUGCGUAUUCCUGCAAGAUCACCUCGUCUCCGUCGACCCCCACGUUUGCGUUCGGCCACACUGCCGCAGCGGAAAACUCUCAAAUGCAGAAUCAAGCGUUUAAGCUGGACGACGUCCACCUGUACGGGUGCUACCCCGGCUCCUUUGCCCUCAAUCUUGAUGAGACGCUGUCUUCGUGUGGCUCUGACUACUAUGGCAGCCCAGUGUAUUCUGCCUCCUCUCCGUCAACACCGAGCUUUCAGACUCAGGCAGCCUCUGUGUGGGAUUCUCCGUUCAGUCCCUACAACCCGGGCCUCCAUACAUCUCCUCCGUCAUCCGGGGUUGAUAAAACGCCCAUGACACAGCAGCUCUCCUUCUUCACCUUCAGCCCCACACCGGAGGAGCAGUCUCAAAUGGGCCAACAUCCCGACGCUUUGUCUAGUCAGGACGAUCCCUUCUUCCUCCCACCACCGCAGCCCACGUCGUCUCUCCACUGCCCCACCAUGUCCUUGCAGCAUGUGCCUCUUGACCCCUCCAGAGUAGUGGAUGGGCCGAUGACGUCCCCAAAGCUUUACAAUCCAGGAUCAAGUGAAGGGCGCUGUGCAGUGUGCGGAGACAACGCCUCAUGCCAGCAUUACGGAGUCCGUACGUGUGAAGGCUGCAAAGGCUUCUUUAAGCGGACCGUCCAGAAAAAUGCAAAGUACGUUUGCCUCGCCAACAAGGACUGUCCCGUGGACAAGCGAAGAAGGAAUCGUUGCCAAUUCUGCCGGUUCCAGAAAUGUCUCACCGUGGGGAUGGUUAAAGAAGUUGUCCGGACAGACAGUUUGAAAGGCCGCAGAGGACGUUUGCCGUCAAAACCCAAGGCAAUGUCAGAGCCUUCUUCCACGACCCCCAAUGCUGGCAUCAUUGCUUCUCUCGUGAAGGCGCAUUUGGACUCCAAUCCAACCUUUGGAAGACUGGACUACUCCAAGUACAAAGAAACAGAGGAGAACCUUCAAGAAAAGGAGGAUGCUAAUGACAUCAAGCAGUUCUAUGACCUGCUGACUGGUGCUCUGGACGUCAUCAAACGCUGGGCAGAAACAAUACCUGGCUUCACGGAAUUCUGCUCUGAGGACCAGGAGCUUCUGCUUGACUCUGCAUUCGUGGAGCUCUUCAUCCUACGUCUGGCAUACAGGUCGCCUCCAGAAAAGACCAAGCUGAUCUUUUGUAACGGCGUCGUCCUUCACCGGUCCCAGUGUGUUCGCAGUUUCGGAGAUUGGCUUGACUCCAUCACGGAUUUUUCUCAGAACCUUCACCGUAUGAACCUAGACAUCUCAAUGUUCUCCUGCCUGUCGGCUCUCGUCAUCAUCACAGAUCGCCACGGUCUUAAAGAGCCAAAAAGAGUUGAAGACUUCCAGAGCCAUCUCAUCACCAGCUUGAGGGAACAUGUGAGUGGCAACAGGUCAGAUCAGACUCAGCCCAACUAUCUCUCUCGUCUGCUCGGAAAACUCCCGGAGCUGAGGACUCUUUGCACACAAGGCCUGCAACGCAUCUUUUACCUGAAACUGGAGGACUUGGUGCCCCCUCCGCCGAUCGUGGAGAAAAUAUUCAUGGAUACUCUUCCAUUCUGAGGAUUUUUUAUGGUGAAAAUGGUGGAAGAAACGAGCACGUGAGGAUUUGUCAGUCAAUUCUUUAUAUUGCCUGUGUGUUGAGAUACAGCAGUUCGAAAGACCAGCUACAUUUUAAUACAACAAAAUGUGUCAUUAACAAAACUGCGAUUGCUAGUUUAUAUAUGAAUAUAUAUAUUUGUGUGCAUUUACAAUGGAUGCUGUUGUUGAACUGCGCGAAUAUUGUCCUGCUAUGCAAGAAAAACACAACUUAGACAGAGAUCUACAAAAAGGGGUCAUGACCAACCGACAAUAGGCGCCAGGUGCUAAAAGAUGCACCAUGUUGUCUUUGCACACAAGUCUACUCUUCAUGCAUGUUUUUGGUCGGAAACACCAGAGCUGCAACAUGCCCAAAUAAUGUGAGAUUUCAACCCCAGAUGGGAACAACAGACCUGACUACUGUUGGUCCAGCAAAUUACACUUCUACUGCAGGACGUAGACAUGAAUUUAAAAUGCAACCAUGCAAUCUAAAUAGCUUGGCUUCUUGAUCCUUGUGCAACUUCCUGAAUGUUUUUGCUCAAGUAUAAAACAAGUUUGAACCUUUACUAACAAUUCACAAAGGCCUUUUAGCAACAGUUUAAUGGGGCACAUACAUGACGAUGAUCAGGCUUUUUCAGUCCCAGUGUUGCUCCUUCCCGAACAAGAAUGGUGAACUCCCGAUGAUCCUGACUCUUAUGAGAUUAUCCUGUCAGAGACUCCUCAUGUCUCGUGUGUUUUCGUCCUGAUGAUCGACCCUGAAAACGCUCUGGGCAAUCGUAAAUGUUAAAUUUGUUCAAUAUUUACAAACCAAAAUCUUUGUGUUGGGGUAGCGGGUCGUUCCUGACCCGAAUUGUCACGUGGAAUUGAACCAGUCAAGAAGUGAUCCAACAGAGAAACAAGGAGCUUUACUGAAUUGUGCCAAUAAAAACGCACCUUUUUCAUCAUUAAAAGUAAACCUGGCUCCAAUCUGCAGCGUCCUCACCCGGUCCGUCCCUUCAUAUGUCCGGACGGUGCACUUUAGUUCUGCGAUCAAACGUGAUCAUAAGAUUCAUAAGUGAAUGACAGGAUCACCUGGUGCAUGUUGUGAGUUGUGUUUUUGCUUGUUGUGAUGGUUCCACCUUGUUUUAUACCAGUGAUUUCUGGCUAGGACUAUCAGUGACACCACACACAUAACCAUCAACGGAAAAUGUUUUGUUGUGAGGUCUCUGACAGAUUUGAAAAAAACACUUAAGAUUUUGGAAAUCCUUAUGUGUGUGGCCCCUUUAAAUAAUGCAUAAAGCAUAAAAUAAAAUAACGCAGCUCUGCACUGAAAUUGACAGAAUAAAAUGACUGUUAUAUAGUUAUUUUUGAUGCUCGUACUGACCUUACUGCCUUAAAGCAAUCUCAACUCUCUGCCAUAAGUACUGCCAACUUCAACACCGAAUAUAGAGUCAACCAGUAUUAAAAUCACCAAAGCACUCAGUGAAUAAAAAAAAAAGACCCUUGAUGCAUAUGGCAUCGUGGCACACUGAGUAGCACAAGACGAUGUGGAGUGCUGAACAUCUAAUUCGAUCACCACCUCUAAGUGCCUGAGAAAGUUUUGCAGUUUGACAUUAAAGUAGCGGAUCCUAUUCUUUCUUCGGUCUAAAAUAAAAUAAUCAUCAAGUGACAACAGGUGUUUUUGCAGUCCCGUUGAUGUGUUUACGAGGCUGCCACAUUUAUUUCCACAUUUCAGUCAUUCAAGUUUAAUAUAGGUGCGAUGACAUUUCACAGUUGCCUCGUGUACAAUACGCUCGGCCUCCGAAUGAUUUACAUGACUCAACGUUGCCGAGUCACAUGCGUUUACUUGGUGUGGUCCACCAGCUGAAGACCUGUCUCUGCCUGUUCCCGUCCAACAUGCUUCGCAGCAGAUUCAGUUUGUGUUCACCGUGGACUAUUACAUGCUCCCAAUCCCGCAGUUGUGUAAUGUGUUUGUGUACUUUCCUUUUGAGAACAGAGAAAUCUUAAAUCACAGUGGGAUGUGAUGACAACACGAGCAGCUACAGUGUACUGUGGAAUUAAUAUGAAGUAGUACAGUGGCUUUUCUUUUUUGUAAUAUUAAGAUUUUAAAAGGGAAGAAUAUUUGAUAAUGCAUUUUAUAGAAAUCAAAUGUGUUUACUUUCAUUCAGAAAAGUAAUAUAUUUUGUGUGGCUUUUCUAUGACGGUUACUGUACCUGUUCAAAUGUGUUUGAAAAUGGCAUGAAAUACA